Messenger RNA from Durio zibethinus, 510 nucleotides. NCBI's taxonomy places the organism in Eukaryota, Viridiplantae, Streptophyta, Magnoliopsida, Malvales, Malvaceae. The record is from RefSeq and is a predicted model, not a curated record.
AUGAAGCUGAUAGUAUGGAAUACUAGAGGAUUUAAUGAUCCUCGAAAACAAAAAAGUGUAGUAGAUAGAAUAAAUAGAAUAAAGGCAGAUAUUGUGUGUUUAUUAGAAACUAGAAUAAAGCAUCAUAAAAUGCAGCCUGUGCUGGAAAAGCAUUUUCGUGAUUGGGGUAUUCUUCACAAUUAUGCAGCAUCUCCAAACAGAAGGAUAUGGUUAUUAUGGAGAGAUCAUGUGCACGUAGGCCCACUAGAGUUUUCUGAGCAAAGUAUUACUUGUGUGUUACAAUAUGAAAUCAGGAAAGUUUAUUUUUCUGCCAUUUAUGGGAGUAACGACGGUAUUCAAAGAAGGAACCUGUGGUUGAACUUAACUCACAUCAGUGGUAUAGUGCAAGACAACCCUUGGAUUCUGACUGGGGAUUUCAACAUUAUAGUCCAUCCCUCUGAAAGCUCGGAUUAUAAUGGAGAUCAAUCAGCAAACUCAGAGAUGAAGGAUUUUCAGAAUUGCUUAACUUAA